UAACAACAGUUGCAAUACGUCGUCUAGUCUCUCGGCGACAGGUUUCCGAAGCUUGCACAUAGCAUUCGCACUGCUCUGACUGCUCGCCUGCAGCUCCACGCUGAGCCUGAAAACAGAUAGUCAAGGACACGAUACUGCAUUUGUGCUUUGAAGGUGAUUGAGCAGCACCUUUUUGUCCACCGUUCGGUUCAAGUGAGUAGCUCAGUUCAGGCUCAGGUUUGGGUUGUCCAACACGCCACUGGCUGCCGAAGCUUCAGUAGUCAGUAUCUCUCCCUCUCUAUCUUUGGUGUGCUGAGCGGUGGUACAGCACGCCAAUACAACGCGUAGGCAUUACACAGAGCCAAGGAGCCCAUCCAAGAGUGCAAGUCAAGAUGGCGAACCUGCCAACCGUGGAGAUCGAGAUGAUCGGAGACACAGUGUGUGCAUGGACGUGGGUUGGCAAACGACAUCUCGAGGAGGCCAUCGAACUGCGCAAGGACCAGGCCAAGUUUGAGCAGCGCUGGAGAUCGGUUUUCCUGGAUGAGAAGUUUAUGGGUGAGAAGACGACGCCACAUCUGGAGUGGCUAGCUGGCGAGUACGGGGCGGAUGUCGCCAAGCUAAUGGCCGACAAGAAGCUGGACCUGUUUACCAUGGGACAUGCAAAGGGCAUAGACUUUGAUACGUCCCGUCACAUGGCUGACUCAACGCGCUCCCACUGUCUGAUCCACUACGCCGGGUCGGUGGGUUUGGACGUGCAGGAACGUCUUGUUGAGCACCUGCUCAAGAUCCACUUCAAGGAUGCACGCAACGUCAAUGACAUGGACGUCCUGUUGGAGGCCGCUAAAGAGGUUGGAUUGGAGCUCGAAGCCAGCAAGGCUGCAAUGGAGGAUUCCAAGCUCAAGGAGCAAGUCUGGGCAGAGCAUCAGAGGGCGCGCAAAGAGCUCGGCGUCAAGGACCUGCCGUUUUUCGUCAUGUCGCUAAAGGGUCACUCCGACGAGGGGACGCCAAGGUCCUUCAAGCACGAUGAACCAACCGCAUGUCUUGUGGCCUGCAUCGAUGAGCUGCUCGCCAAACACCAGGGCAAUGGUGUUCAGUAAAACAGUCACUGCAUGCUGUAUACCAGCAUGAAAACAAACCGGCCCAUGUCAGUAGAACUCUAUGAUGCUAUGUGCUAUGUGGAGCAAGAACUUGCCUGAUCUGAACAGUGGACGUAGCUAUGGCAUAGGUUUUCCUGCCAGCACAUGUAUGGAUUUGGUGAACUGAUGUCUGAACGAUUUUUGGAGACUCUCUCCCAUUGCUUGCCAAACAACACACUUGAUCAUAGACGACUGGAGCAGGCAUGUAGCUGCUGAGUGCCAUGUCUCAUAGCCUAUUCUCAUUUUUCGUUGUCUUUGUGAAGAAACAAUUACCGAUAUGCAGGAUGGUCAUGCAAACGGUAGAGGGUAGGAGUUCUGGUGAUAAUACUGAUCCAUCCACUCUAAGUAGUUUAUUGCUUGAUAAUUGUAUUAAUAAUUUUAAAAAACUAUACAUGCUUUUAACCUCACGAAUCACAACACUUUUCUCACGGA
Molecule: messenger RNA, 1547 nt
Organism: Sycon ciliatum
Lineage: Eukaryota; Metazoa; Porifera; Calcarea; Leucosolenida; Sycettidae
Exons: 5
Coding region: 372-1076 (234 amino acids)
Molecular function (GO): oxidoreductase activity
Source: RefSeq, a predicted model, not a curated record